AGCAACAUUACCGACUAUGUCAACCCUUCCAGGCAUUCAUCUAUAUCUCAACAAGGCGUCCUACUCUGUUCAAUGAGGGUGGAGAUUGCGCUGUACCGCGUAUGUCACUCGUUUAUUCCAUUCGCAAAUACGUAUACAACGUAGGAGAAUAAAGUGAGCGAGUGAGUGAUUUUAAAACCUUACAAAGAAGAAAUUCACGUUGUUACGAAUUCGACCGGCGGGGAAUCGUAGAAAAAAUGGAUCAUGAAUGACGAAGAUAUGCGACUCGUUACGCAUUAUGUUAAACGAAGAUAAUAUUAUUGAAAAAGUUCAAGUCAUGUCUACGAGAUCGAAGGAGAAAGUAGUUGCUGCCUUUCGGAAAUUAUUCCGAUCAUCGGAGAAGCUUGCUGAACAGGAAAGUGGAAGUGAUAGCUCGACAAAUUCGCCUUCGAGACGGUUACUUAAUCGUCAUCAUCAUCGGCCUGAUGCAGUCACGCCGUCUGAUGGUUCCAUGCCUGAAAAUCCAGGCAGCAGUCAUACCGCACAUGGUAGUUGCUUCUUCAAAACAAAGAAGUCUUCCAGUACUUCCUCUCAGGGUAACAUCCCAGAGAAAGUUAGAUUACGUCGUUUGAUGAAAGAACUCAGUGAAAUUCAAAGAACUCAACAUCGCCGAGAUGCAACUUUUACCGCCGAGCUCAUCAAUGACAAUCUAUUUGAGUGGCAUGUGAGACUUCACAAAAUCGAUCCAGAAAGCGAGCUAGCUGCCGACAUGCGGGAACUCGAGAUACCCUAUAUACUUCUUCACGUAGUCUUUCCAGAAAAUUUUCCUUUCGCGCCACCUUUCAUGAGAGUAAUCUCGCCGAGAAUUGAGAAAGGUUUUGUCAUGGAAGGUGGGGCUAUUUGUAUGGAACUUUUAACACCUAGAGGAUGGGCCAGUGCAUAUACUAUCGAAGCUGUUAUCACGCAGUUUGCUGCCAGUAUCGUUAAGGGACAGGGACGCGUUGCUAGAAAACCAAAGACCAAUAAAGAAUUCAAUCGGCGAUCCGCUGAAGAAUCUUUUCGAAAUCUCGUUAAAACUCACGAGAAAUAUGGUUGGGUUACGCCUCCGCUUGCAGAAGGCUGAUUUUAAUGAUCUCGAUCGGGUAAUAAUCAUCUCAAUCAUUUAGUCGGUUCUAUUUUCAACGUUCUUACGUUGAGUUUAUUAUAUUUAUCAAAUUGUUCUAUUCAGAUCGUAGUUGUACGAUUAUCGAGUUUUCGAAGAUAUUGGAUAAGAAAUUUUUAUCGAAUGAUAUAAAAGAUCGAAGAAGUUUAGGGAAGGUCGAUUUUUCUUGUUUAUAUUUUUUCUUUUUUUUUUUUUUUCAAUCGAUACGUUCGAAAUAAUUGAGCAAAAUGUAUGAUGCACCAUUAUCUAUAAUUUUUUUGAUAGAGUUUUGUUAUAAACGUGCAUCUUUUGUAAAUAAUUUAAUGAGAGAAUAUCGUGUAUAUUAUAUUGAAUUAUUAUCGUGCUGGAUCAUGAUUUGAGAAAAUCUAGCACUUUUGAUUAUUGUGUUUUUCUUACGAAAAAUACUAUAAUCACGCAGUUAUUAUACAUAUUUAUUGGAUAAUAUAUAUUUUCCCACACUAACUUAGAGCGAGCGUACGAUGUUCUUCGUAAAAGUCAAAUUAAAAUCACCGUUUUUACAUGUCGAUUUCUCUAUUUAUGUACUAGUCAUAUAGAAUGAUCGUACAAAUAUAUUUAAAAACAGAAAAAAAAAUAUAUAUAUAUAUCUAUACAUAUAUAAAAAAAAGAAACAGAAUAUUUACGUAUAAUGUGUUAUUCGUUGAUACAUCUUUCAAAUGAAAUGUUUUUUUUUUUUUUUUUUUCUUUUUUUUUGUAAUCUUCGUCGUUAGAGA
This is a messenger RNA of Vespa velutina, 1872 nucleotides long. Its product is annotated as ubiquitin-conjugating enzyme E2Q-like protein CG4502. The transcript is spliced from 5 exons. NCBI's taxonomy places the organism in Eukaryota, Metazoa, Arthropoda, Insecta, Hymenoptera, Vespidae. The coding region runs from base 248 to 1102 and encodes 284 amino acids. The record is from RefSeq and is a predicted model, not a curated record.